Molecule: messenger RNA, 891 nt
Organism: Emys orbicularis (European pond turtle)
Lineage: Eukaryota; Metazoa; Chordata; Testudines; Emydidae
Gene: MBLAC1
Product: metallo-beta-lactamase domain containing 1
Source: RefSeq, a predicted model, not a curated record
AUGUCUGUCUCUAGGGCAGGAGCAGGCCCCAGGAGGGGGCACAGUCCGGCGCAGACUCAGGACCCCCAGCAACCCCUGGGACUCUCUGAACUCCGCCCACGGACAACCCUGCGACUCCCGACCUCGGAGGCCUGCAGCGCCCCCCGCCUGCCCCCCGCCAAUCUCCAGCCCCCUCCUCACCCCAUGAGCCUGCCGAGGCCCCCCCCGCCGCCCCCCAACACCCCCGUGCACACGGCCCCCCUGGGGCUCUCCCGGAUCCCCGGCGCCCCCUACGCGGUGGAGGUGCUGCAGGAGGGCUACAGCCAGGCGCUGCCGGACGGCUCCACCCGGGCCGACGGCUCCGUCACGCUGCUGCGGGGGCCCCGGCUCACCCUGGUGGACACGGGGGCCCUGGGGGCGGGAGCGGCUGCUGGGGCUGCUGGCGGCCCAGGGGGUGCCCCAGGGGACAUCUCCCACGUGGUCUGUACCCACGGCCACUCCGACCACGCCGGCAACCUCAACCUCUUCCCCGGGGCCACCCUGCUGGUGGGCUUCGACCUCAGCCAGGGGGAGGGGCUUUACCUGCCCCACGGCCUGGGGGGCGGCACCCCCUACCUCAUCGACCCGGGCCACGUGGAGGUGCUGCCCACGCCGGGCCACACGGCCGCCCACACCAGCGUACUGGUGCGGGGCACGGCGCUGGGCACAGUGCUGGUGGCCGGGGACCUGUUCGAGCGGGAGGGGGACGAGGGCGCCUGGCAGGCGCUGAGCGAGGACCCGGCCCGGCAGGAGCGGAGCCGCUGGCAGGCGCUGGCCCUGGCCGACGUCGUGAUCCCCGGCCACGGGCCCCCCUUCCGCGUGCUGCGGGCGGGGGGCCCCACGGCCCCCUGCGACCCACUGAGCCCCGAUUAA